AUGGCAAGGAAAUGCACGUAUUGUGGGAAUUCUGGUCACAAUUCAAGGACUUGCAACCACAGUUUCAGUAGUACCACAGGGGGGUGUAGUGGACUAAAGCUCUUUGGGGUACAACUUGAUGAUAAUCAAUAUUAUUCUUCUUCUUCAUGCAUGGACUACCUGCUAUCCUUAUCUGCUGCUGCUUCUUUAUCAUCGUCGCUUGUAGGUGCAAAUAAAAAUUCACAUGAAAUAUCUUAUUCUUACUUAACCUCCGGUGCCAGCAGUAGUGGUCUUAUGUCAACGAUCAAAGACAAUAACAAAGGAUUGGCAUGGAGUGAGGAGGAGCACCGUAUAUUCCUAGAGGGGAUGGAGAAGCUGGGGAAGGGUAACUGGAGAGGCAUAUCCAGAUGUUUUGUGAGAACCAGAACACCCACUCAAGUGGCCAGCCAUGCACAAAAGUAUUUUCUCCGUCAGACUCGCCGGCGGAACACUUUCAGAUCAAGAAAACACCGCCUCACCCUAGCAAAUGAGGGCACUAGGAAUAGCGAUGCCGUUGUUCUAUCUCACUGGCUUGCCUCUGCAACUUCAACAAAUUGCACCUCAAUUCAAGGCGCAGCAGCUCCUGAUUUAGAAUUGAAACUUGCAACUCCCUCUCCCUCCCUCUAA
This is a messenger RNA of Arachis duranensis, 645 nucleotides long. RefSeq names its product transcription factor MYBS3-like. The record is from RefSeq and is a predicted model, not a curated record. Gene Ontology annotation, biological process: response to gibberellin; response to ethylene; response to auxin. The transcript is spliced from 2 exons. Gene Ontology annotation, molecular function: DNA binding; zinc ion binding. Lineage: Eukaryota; Viridiplantae; Streptophyta; Magnoliopsida; Fabales; Fabaceae. The coding region runs from base 1 to 645 and encodes 214 amino acids.